CUCUCUUCUCAUCUCUCUCAGUCGAUUAGUCCCUCUCAUCCGCUUCAGGCUCUUUUUGGCCGCCUCUCUUUCGAAACAGAGCCACUCAGCCAAAAUUCUUUGCAUUGAGUUUAGCAAAUCUGAUUUCUCUGCCAGAAAUUCUUACCUAUCGCUUUACUUACUUUUUCUGGGUUCUUCUAUCUCUCGUGUACAGUAUCUGUACAAAUAAUCAUAUUCUCACUUUUCUGCUAAACGGCCAGAUAUUAAUAUCCCAAGUUGUAGUGCUCGUUAAUUUCGCAUACUUUGUACAAUUUCAUAAGCUUUGAUGGCUGAUUUGGAAGCGAUUGAAGCUGAUAUCAGUUUAGACGGCAGUAAAUAAAGAGAAAGAGAGGAAAGGAGAAUAGCCAAAGGUCAGAUCAUUAACCUAAAAUAGCACUACCCGUCAAUCUAACUCUUUUCAGGUUCACUGGCAAAAAGAGAUUGGUCAUUUUUGAGUUUGGUGUAGUAGGUGCAGGUUGUGCAUGAAAUAUGUUGAAGCAAGUGCUGGGCAAGGUUUUGAACAAAGGGCAUUUUGCAAAUGGAGGAGACAAGCUUAGAACUUGCUUGUAUGUGUCCACUAGUAGCUUCCACAGUGGACAGGUUCAUUGUGCGCCAAGAAGCUUUUUUGGGGUGGAAGAUUUCAUUGAUGAUGACAACAGCAGGCCUUAUACUUACCAGAAAGAGAAAAAAUCGAAAAACCCCCACAAGCAUAUGUCAUUUAAGCAACGAACCAAAGCUUUCAUGGAGCCAUUUACACUAGAUGUAUUUAUCUCGAAGCGGUUUGUUUCUGCAUCACUCACCCACAGGGUAACAUCUAAGCAGGUUGCAGUUGCUGGUACUAACUCUAAAGACAUCAAAGCUGCACUAAAGUCUCGGUCAGAUAUUCCUGCAUGUUUGGCCAUUGGUCGCAUUUUAGCAGACAGAGCAAGAGAAGCUGAUGUUUAUACAGCUUCUUACACUCCAAGAGAGAGGGACAAGUUUGAAGGAAAGAUCAGAGCUGUGGUUCAGUCUCUCAUUGAUAACGGAAUCGAUGUCAAAGUUUAUCUUGAUUGAGUGAUUUUCCUAAGUUCUCAAAAAUUGAUCUUAUUUUACCAUUGGAAAAUAUGGUUUGUGGGUUUAGUUUUUGUAUACAAUUGCAGAAUUGCCAUAAUUUGAGAAUCAAGUUUGUGAAAUUCCUUCUUCUUUUUUUGUCCGAGGUUAGAAUCUGUGUUACUCAUUGCUACCUUAAGCUGAGAAGCAAGCCAGUCUUAAAUGAGAGGGGCUAUGUUGGGGUUUUGGACUCCUAACUUCUUGCACUA
This is a messenger RNA of Jatropha curcas, 1316 nucleotides long. Its product is annotated as Ribosomal L18p/L5e family protein. Gene Ontology annotation, cellular component: ribosome. Gene Ontology annotation, biological process: translation. The record is from RefSeq and is a predicted model, not a curated record. Gene Ontology annotation, molecular function: 5S rRNA binding; structural constituent of ribosome. Lineage: Eukaryota; Viridiplantae; Streptophyta; Magnoliopsida; Malpighiales; Euphorbiaceae.